Molecule: messenger RNA, 567 nt
Organism: Vicia faba (fava bean)
Lineage: Eukaryota; Viridiplantae; Streptophyta; Magnoliopsida; Fabales; Fabaceae
Source: the annotation of a GenBank genome assembly
AUGGCUUAUAGACGCUGCCUCUUGCAAAGAGGAAAACUCAUUGAUCGGAAAUGCCACCCUUCUUUCAGCUACAUUCUCCAUCACAGUGAUGAACGGAAACGCGAUGAAAAAUCUAGUUCAACACGAAUUCCUAAUUUUAUUCAAACAAGCUCUCUUAAUGGAUCAACGGGGUUUUCUCCAUUUGCUGGGUAUAAUUUCUGUCGAAAUAUGUCGACAAUCAAUAGCAAUUCAGAUAAGAUUACUGCAACAACUGAUGUAGCUGAUGUUCUUAUUGAUACCACCGUCGAGGCAGUAGCUUCUCAGGCUCCUGUUGUUAGUGAAGUUGCCAUUGCUGCUGCUGAUUCUUAUUUGCCUAUACAAGCCGUGCAGUACCUUAUAGAUGCUGUGCAUUCCUACACUGGACUUAACUGGUGGGCAGACAUAGUUCUAACAACUCUCUUGAUUCGAAUUGCAACUAUUCCGAUCUUACUAUAUCAACUCAAGGACACUUCUAAGCUUGCACUUUUUACGCUUCAGAUGAAAGAGAGGACGAAAGAGAUGAAGAAACAAAUAGAAAUGAAGGAUUGA